Puccinia graminis f. sp. tritici CRL 75-36-700-3 is the source of this 1863-nucleotide messenger RNA. RefSeq lists its product as uncharacterized. The record is from RefSeq and is a predicted model, not a curated record. The transcript is spliced from 7 exons. The coding region runs from base 1 to 1863 and encodes 620 amino acids. Lineage: Eukaryota; Fungi; Basidiomycota; Pucciniomycetes; Pucciniales; Pucciniaceae.
AUGGACCCAACAAUCUUGGCUCUGCCCCUCUCACUACAACACCCGUCAGAAUAUUCUUCCUAUUAUCAUCAAUCAAAGCAUUCCGCCCACGAAUCAUACUUCAUCAACCCAUUAUUCCACCCAUCAAGUGUCUUCCACUCCGGAUCACACUCCACCCCCUAUUCCUUUUCCAGUCAAUUCUCCAAUCAAAACAACUUGCAUCCUCAGACAUCCCAUCUUGCUGCUCAAAUCAGUCCGCUUCAGACUCACACAAGGUUAAAUUCUUCAACUUUAGAAGCUGCCAACUUCCAAACUCAGCAGCAGGUCUCCAGACAUACUCGUGGUGCAUCAACAACAGCGGCCCGGGGCCGUGGCACACGGGGAUCAGCAAAACCUAGUACCCGCGGCCGCCAGGUAGCUACAACAACCUCUUCUGCCUCUACCCCCGCUUCUUCUUCAAUUGCCCCCACACAUUCUACACCAUUGCCAGCACGGGGCCGUGGCUCUCGAGCAGCCCCUUCUAGAGGUAGAGGCAAUGCUCGCACUACCCGCAUCACCCAGCCGAUUCCAACCACCUCUUCGGUUUCAAGCACUCCAUCCCUUCCUCCUCCGCUCAUCAACAUACAUGAGCGUCCCAAGAGGAAACGACAACACCUUCAACCCGCUGAGCGUCCAACACCCGCACCGCGUCCUUAUGAGGAGUUGAUGAAACAAUCUGAGGCAGAGCUUGCCAUCGAGGCCCGCAAGUGGUCUAAGAAGGCCAUGUCCAAUUCUGAUCGAAUUUUUUUUGCUAACUACUUUCAAGAACAGCGGAAGAUGCUCUGUAUCAAAGCUAUAGAGCGGGGUGUUUCUCUCCCGAUGGUUGAUGGUUUCCUCGGAAAGCGAAUGUCACUCAGGCAGUUAAGCCCAUGGAAUCGAUUCAUGAAGACUCCAGGUGCAAGAGCCGUUUUCCGUGGCCCUCGAAAGGGGGUCAAGCAUCGACCGGCCAUGCCCGGUGUCUCUGCUAUGUGGCAGAAGCUCAGUCCAGAGGAGAAGUUGCGUUACUCCAACCAACAGCCAGCUGCAAUGUCCUCGCAAGAUCCCAAUGGGUCCCAAGAGGACGUUGAGAACGACGGGUUUGAGGAUGUAGAAGACUCCGAAGACGAUGACAUGCCGGCAGAAUUACGGGCAGGCAUGAGACGAACCGCUUCGCUGAAGAGAUCCGCUGCCCAGGUCCAGAACUUCAUGGAUGACUGGUCCCGCAAGUUCGAAUACUCGUCCAACAUUCUUUCCAGUUGUACAGACGACACAUGUGCGACAUCAUUUCUCAAGGCUGCCGAGAGUCUCGAUGGCCCCAAGCACUUCCCCUCACGAAUGCAGGCUUACAUUACUGGAUACGAGGUAUCCGACCUGGCUGCUGUUGCCAAGACCACCAAAGCAUCUGCGAUCAAAUCCCGACCGGUAUCGGCUAUUGCCCGGAUGUCCGAAUUAGUUGUCUGGCAAGCAUCAAAUACCGUUUGGUUCUGUUACCUGGAGCGAAGGUCGAUGCGCAGUGGCUCAAGCAACCUAGUCGAAAUCUUGGCCCUGCUCGACAGGCUCUCCUGCAUCUCGACGACUCGACUCGACCUUGAUGAUAAACUCAUUGAUGUCGUGUACGACCCUACCAUACCAGAGAACCGGCCACCUAAGGGUCACAAGUCCCGAUCGCGCCAGUCCUCUUCCAACCCCUCAUCACGUCACUCUUCUUCCGCCCCCUCCACCCGCGGUUGUCCUGGUCGCAUUGAUAGGACUUGCACCGGUGGCGUAGAAGGUGGUGACCACACAAUUGAUGAGGUACACAAUAAUUCACAUAGAUCAGACCAUCUUCCCCCUCCUUUGUCUUUUGCUGAUCUCGAUCUAGAUUAG